UGAAUCCCCACCCCUUCACAGCAUCGUUUGUUUGUUCGCCUUGCGGAUGUGGGCCGAGAAUGUCGUGGGAAUCCUCUCAGAACAUCCUCAGAUCAACGAAGAUGACGAGAAAGUCAAAGGCAGGGUGGUGGACGAGGACGCGUUGCUGGAGAUUCGGAGAUUGUUGGGACAGGAGAAAGGCCUCGCUCUGUCGGAUUCCUUCCUCCGCAAGUGCCUGGUCUAUCAGAACGGCUGCGUCCAGCGCGCCUCCGGGACGGCGGAGCGCUUCAUCGCCUUCCGCCGGGCGGAGAGGUGGCCCUUCAGACUCAUGGUGUGGGAUGUGGACGUGGCGUUGAGGACGGGGCUUCAUUGGCUCCUCCCCGGUGUCGCUGCCAGCGAUGCGUUGCCGGCCGUGUGUUUGGUCUUCAACAUGGCGGCUUUGGAUCCAUCCAGGUGUUCCAUCCAGCAGUAUCAGAAGCUGACUUUGUUUCUGAUGGAAUGUGCCACGGAUGCCCUUGCAGUGCAGCAGCGUGGCGUGGCACUGCUGGCGGAUUUCAGGGAGCUGAACGUGGGCCGUUUCCGCCGUGCGCUUGGGGUGGAGGACAUCAAGCGCGGCCUGCGCUGCUGGGUGGGCUCCUUCCCCUGCCGGGUGCGGCGGAUCUGGCUACUGGGGGCGCCCACGGUGGUGAGAUGGCUCAUCGCGGCAGUCUCCAACUUUUUAUCGGCCAAGGUGCGCCAGCGAAUUCGCAUGACGGAGAACGUGAAAGACGUCGCGGAGGACCUGGGCCUCUGCAUCAAUCUUCCAACGUCUCUAGGUGGAGAAUCACACUUCGAUUGGGAUGCUGAGGUACAGAAAUAUCUUACAGCCAGCAAAGUCUCCUUGUAGGAACAGGUCAAAAUUGAGGGAUUGAAGGCCGAGACCACAAGUGAGCAAUGCCCC
Cladocopium goreaui is the source of this 919-nucleotide messenger RNA. NCBI's taxonomy places the organism in Eukaryota, Dinophyceae, Suessiales, Symbiodiniaceae. The record is from the annotation of a GenBank genome assembly.